This is a messenger RNA of Drosophila kikkawai, 1730 nucleotides long. RefSeq names its product LIM/homeobox protein arrowhead (gene Awh). Gene Ontology annotation, biological process: regulation of transcription by RNA polymerase II; neuron differentiation. Gene Ontology annotation, cellular component: nucleus. The record is from RefSeq and is a predicted model, not a curated record. Gene Ontology annotation, molecular function: RNA polymerase II transcription regulatory region sequence-specific DNA binding; DNA-binding transcription factor activity, RNA polymerase II-specific. NCBI's taxonomy places the organism in Eukaryota, Metazoa, Arthropoda, Insecta, Diptera, Drosophilidae.
UUACCUGUGAGCAUGUGAGCGUGUGGUGGUGGGCCCGGGCAUGAAUCGCUUCAGUCAGCCAGAUCCCUGAGCUCGAACCUCGAGCGCCGGCAGUUUGCGCAGUGGCCUCGAAGCUGUAACAACAUCUCGCGUCCGCUACGCUCCGCUCCAGACAUCUCCAACUCUACCGGAGAGGGGAGAACAUCGUGAAAUCUCCGUACGUGUAACGUGUAACGUGUGUGGCAUCGAAUAAUAUCCGUAAUAUAUAGCAGGAGAGGCAGCAUUGCUAACCUUUUUGCCGUCGGAACUGAAGUGAACUGUUAUCGAAUGUGCUAAUUGCCUAAGCAAACGAAAAUGUUGCAGACCUCUGCGAAUUGAUCCGCAUCUCGGAUAAACUCGAUCUCGAGUUAUUAUUAGCUUGCGAAUAAUAAUUAUUAUAUAAUCACAACAAUGGGACGACGCUUGACCCAUUGAGAUACCAAAAUAAAGCUCUAUAUCUAUAUAAAUAAAACAUCUUGACAUCUGUAAUCUGGCUAAGGUUUGGCUUGAACCCAAAGCUAAAGCUGGCGAGAGAAGAAUUUUGUGCAAAAGACUUGGAUUAAAAACCGCCAAAAUUGUGGAGGCACUUAAAAUGAAGACUGAGCUGCGUUCCUGCGCAGCGUGUGGAGAACCAAUCUCUGAUCGGUUUUUCCUGGAGGUUGGCGGCUGCUCCUGGCAUGCCCACUGCCUUCGCUGUUGCAUGUGCAUGUGCCCCCUGGACCGACAGCAGUCCUGCUUCAUCCGGGAGCGACAGGUGUACUGCAAGGCCGACUACAGCAAAAAUUUCGGCGCCAAGUGCUCAAAGUGCUGUCGCGGCAUCUCCGCCUCCGACUGGGUGAGACGGGCCCGGGAGCUGGUCUUCCACCUGGCCUGCUUCGCCUGUGACCAGUGCGGCCGCCAGCUGUCCACCGGCGAGCAGUUUGCGCUUAUGGAUGACCGGGUGCUCUGCAAGGCUCAUUAUCUGGAAACGGUCGAGGGUGGCACCACAUCAAGCGACGAUGGCUGUGAUGGCGAUGGUUAUCACAAGAGCAAGACGAAACGGGUGCGAACCACCUUCACCGAGGAGCAGUUGCAAGUGCUGCAGGCCAACUUCCAGAUUGACAGUAAUCCGGAUGGCCAGGAUCUGGAGCGUAUUGCCUCGGUGACCGGUCUCAGCAAGCGUGUGACGCAAGUUUGGUUCCAGAACUCGCGGGCGCGUCAGAAAAAACACAUACAUGCUGGUAAGAAUAAAAUACGCGAACCGGAAGGAAGCUCAUUUGCGCGUCAUAUUAACCUGCAGUUAACGUAUUCAUUUCAGAAUAACGCACAGAACCCAAUGCAUAUGAACGGCUCUAAAGCGGGUCUAUACCCGGCACACGAAUCCUCCAUGGAUGAGUUGUCGCAGGACUCGAGUGUGCAUUGCAUGCCCAGCGAGGUGUGACUAGAGCAAUCCUCGCCAGCUCGAGCCCAUCGCUAGGCUGGCCCGCCCAAGAAACGUCCUUUCCUAGUCAAAAUUUUUGUGUAAAUCGUCCACGAAACCAGAAGAAACACUCACAAGCGAACCACCAUACAAAGCAGCCAGUCCCAGUUUAAAAAGGCUUUGAGCAAUCUGUAAUUCUGUAAACCACAAGCGAUUCAUCCAUUCCAUCAGCAUCAUUCACAGUGAAAUCUCAUCGAAAAUAAACAGAAAAACAUUCCUGCAUUGUAGUGUGGCUUAGAAGCUGCAAAACUUA